Messenger RNA from Trichechus manatus latirostris (Florida manatee), 3469 nucleotides. RefSeq names its product calcium responsive transcription factor (gene CARF). Bases 39 to 2207 code for a protein of 722 amino acids. The record is from RefSeq and is a predicted model, not a curated record. The transcript has 17 exons. Gene Ontology annotation, biological process: regulation of transcription by RNA polymerase II. Gene Ontology annotation, cellular component: nucleus. Gene Ontology annotation, molecular function: DNA-binding transcription factor activity, RNA polymerase II-specific; RNA polymerase II cis-regulatory region sequence-specific DNA binding. Lineage: Eukaryota; Metazoa; Chordata; Mammalia; Sirenia; Trichechidae.
UGCCUGAAGAAGAAAAUGGGAUUGAAUAUGCUAUCAGCAUGGAACAGUCUAAUGAUUCAUUAAGAGUCGAUCAUCAUGAUGGCAAAGAAUCAAAAACAGAUGCUCAGCAUCUAACCUGUAUAGACUCCAGGGAUCCUUCCUUUGGACAAAAUGAUUCUUCUACAAUUGUGCCCAUUACUACCCAUGAAGCAGAUAAUUCACUCUCAUCACAGAAUAUACCAGGGCCCCUGACCCAGACACAGCCUUCUUCUACAGAACAAUUCCAUCUAGUGGACCAAAAUGGGCAACCUAUGCAGUAUGAACUUCAGUCAUUGGGGGAUUCUAGUGCACAAAUGAUGAUUGUAGCCAGUCCAUCAGAAGAUGGACAGGUGCUUCAAGUAAUUCCAUCUACCCAGACAGGAAUGGCACAAGUGAUUGUACCUCAGGGACAGCUUGUGGAUGUGAAGAGUUCUCUAGAUGUCUCUGAAGAGAAACCUGGUGACAGAAACCUACCAACUGUAAGGGUGGAUGCUCUAGCAGACAAUACCAGUAGUUACAUUCUUCAUCCGCAAGCAUCCCUCACAUUGCCCAAAAAGACAGUGACCAGAAGACUUGAAGAACCUUUUCUGGCUCCUCUCCAGCCACUUUCUUCUAACACACCUAUAUGGGCCUGCCGUCUUAGGAGCUGUGAGAAAAUUGGAGAUUCAUACCGUGGCUACUGUGUUAGUGAGACUGAAUUAGAAAGUGUUCUAACAGUUCACAAGCAGCAAACACAGAGUGUUUGGGGGACCCGCCAAUCUCCAAGCCCAGCCAAGCCUGCUACACGCUUGAUGUGGAAAUCCCAGUAUGUCCCGUAUGAUGGAAUCCCAUUUGUUAAUGCAGGGAGCAGGGCUGUGGUAAUGGAGUGUCAGUAUGGGCCAAGGAGAAAAGGUUCCCAGUUAAAAAAAAUCAGUGAGCAGGAAAGCAGGUCUUGUCAGCUCUACAAAGCCACUUGUCCAGCCCGGAUUUAUAUUAAAAAGGUACAGAAGUUUCCUGAAUAUAGAGUUCCUACAGACCCCAAAAUUGACAGAAAAAUAAUCAGAAUGGAGCAAGAGAAAGCCUUUAACAUGUUGAAGAAGAACUUGAUGGAAGCUGGUGGUGUUCUUAGGUGGUAUGUACAGUUACCUACACAGCAGGCUCAUCAAUAUCAUGAAUUAGAGACUCCCUGCCUUUCUUCUUCACCUUCCCCUUUUCCUGUAUCUUCUCUUGAAGAAGAGGAAAAUGCAAUUAGAGAUGAGAAUUGUGCAUUGCCCUCACGUCUGCAUCCUCAAGUAGCAUAUAAGAUUCGAGAAUUAGUAUCACAGGGAAUAGAACAAGUGUAUGCAGUAAGGAAACAGCUAAGAAAAUUUGUGGAAAGGGAACUGUUCAAACCUGAUGAGGUACCUGAAAGACAUAAUUUAUCUUUUUUUCCAACUGUAAAUGAUUUAAAAAAUCACAUCCACGAGGUACAGAAAUCCUUGAGAAAUGGCGAUAUUGUAUAUAACUCAGAGAUUAUUCCAGCAACGCUUCAAUGGACUACAGAUAAUGGGAAUAUUCUCAGAGAGACUGUGACAGUUACAUUUGCAGAAGGAAAUUCAUCAGGAGAAUCAGUUACCACCAAAGUGGAAGCAAAUCAAACAAGGAGUUCUUUGUUUCCAGAGCCUGCACAGAGACUCUCCUCACUUUCCUCAUUUCAGCCCAGAAUAUUUGCACAACUGCAGGGUUUGCAGUUACAACCAAGAUUCACCUCUCCUGAUGAAUCACCAGCUCUGAUAUCGGUAAAUAACCACCUCUCCUCCAGUCCUUCAAGACUUCUGGAUUCAUUAGGGAGUACUGAAAUGAAUAAUAAUUCUCUACUGCUUGAUCAGAGUCAUAGCUUUCAAACAGACACAUGCCUAACCCAAAACAAUAGUACUGCCUCUGCCAUGAGUAACCCUCCAGAACCAGAUCAGAAUAUAGUUACAAUGGAUCAACUGGUAGAAGUUGGGGAUGUUGAGGAUACAGAAAGUCUGGAAGGAAGUGUUCCUCAAAUUCUGUUGGGAGACGUACAGACCAUUCCAAUACGGAUUAUAGACAGCCAUCCCACUCUCAUUGAAGAAACUCCAGAAGGUACCGUUUCUGUGAGCCAAGUUAAGCAAGAACCCAAAGAACCAGCAUUGUCUGUGGAAGCAAAAAAACAUUUGGACUGUAAGAAAUUAUUUGCCACAUAAAUUAUUGAAGCUUUUCAGAAUUUACAGCUCUGGUGACUUCUGAUGUCUUAGAAAAGAAGGUAGAAACUGGAACUAUCAAUAUUUUCAUGAUGAUAACAUCGUUGCAAGUAUGGAGGAUGGAUUGAGGAAAUGAAGGAAAGAGAACAAGUAAGGAAAGUACUGAAUAGCUAAGUUCUGAAUUGAUAUUGUGUCAUGGGGAGGUUAAGGAGGAAAAGGGUCAUAUUUUUGAAUUUAUAGGAUUUAUUGACAAGAGAUUGCGGAAGAAGAAGAAAGAGCAUGUGCUAAUAUAACACUCCCAGAACAGACAGAACUAGCCACUCCUCAGUGGAAAUGAGUACAGGGUGAUGCAAGUAGGCUAAAAUAAACCACAGCAAUACAACAAGGACAGUGUCCUGGUAAUCUAUUGCUGCAUAAUAAAUCACCCAAAAACUUAGUGACUUAAAACAAUGACAAUCACUUAGUAUCUCUCAUGUUUCUGUGAGUAAGGAAUUCAGAAAUGACUUGGCUGGUGAGCUCUGGCUCAUAGUUUCUCAUCAGGCAACUGCAGUUAGACAAAACGGUUUGCAGCUAGAACAGCAGGGAGGUGUUUAGCAGUUGUCGGCUGGUUAGGCGUCUGUCUCCCUCUUCAUGUAGUCUCUCCACAUAGACUUGUGGGUUUCCUCACAGUAUGGCAGCCUUAAAUGUCUUACUAGGUGGGUUAAAGCUCUAAUGAUACAUGUUCUCCUAGAGAGAGGGCCAGGAAGAAAUUGUAUCACCUUUUCUAACCUAACCUCAGAAGUCACAUUCUUUUCAUCCAGGCAGACAGAAGAUUGGUACAGGUUCAGUGGGAGAGGACAUAGAUUCUCGCUCUUGAUAGGAGAAGUAUCAAAGGAUUUGUGGAUAAAAUUGUCACUAACAGAAAUCAAUGUCCAGACACCAAAAGGGAUGUGGGAUGUGACUCCUAACCAGGGGUGAAUAAAAUCCAAAUGUACUUUCAUGAAUGGCUGAAUGGCAUGAGGUUACAAAAGAUUUCUCCCUACUCCCAGAUGCCACCUUGGGAAAGAGAAUGGAGAGAAUGCCUAAAAUAGACCAUAUUUUAAACCGAAAGAGACUGUGUUAUCUUUCACGAGUAAGAUCAAUAGUUUUUCCACAAUGAGUGGAAAUGGAAGUUUGAGAGUAAGGUAAGAUCAGUUAUAGAAAAAAAAGUUAUGGUUUCCUAUACAUCUGGUUCCUGGCUCUUCAGUUUAAACCUGUAACAUUUAUUUAUGCCCAAUUUUGAUUUA